CUCUGCUGUAGCUGUCGAUCAGUCGACGCAGCGCCCGUGAAGAAUUAGAACGAUUGAAAGCAUCACGAGUUAGCCUAGUUUUAGUUUUCGAUGGCGAAGCAUCACCCUGAUCUAAUCAUGUGCCGUAAAUUGCCAGGCAUUUCCAUCGGGCGCUUGUGUGAAAAAUGCGAUGGACGUUGCGUUGUGUGUGAUAGUUUCGUGCGUCCAGCUACACUUGUUCGGGUUUGCGACGAGUGCGACUAUGGAACACAACACGGCCGAUGUGUUAUCUGUGGCAACCCCGGGGUAGCAGAUGCGUACUAUUGCAAAGAGUGCACGAUUUUAGAGAAAGACAGGGACGGUUGUCCAAAGAUCGUCAAUAUAGGAAGUGCAAAGACAGACCUCUUUUAUGAGCGCAAAAAGUACGGGUUUAAGAAACGGUAGUGGUUCCGAAGCAGAAGCGUCAUUUUGGAAAUUUGAACAUUGUUGCGUACUCGUGCUGCUCUACGUUAUCUCCUUUGUAUGCACUCAACACACGCGUGUUGGCGACAUGGGAAGCGGCGACACAAGGGAAGUUUUUUUGAAAACAUUUGUGUGCGUGACAAAGGGGACUAGCUAGUCUUCAUAUUUCCUCAAGUACUUCGUUUCCGCCUUUUAUUUCGAAGAAGCGCAGUGAGGCGAGUUUGUAGCGUGCUGCUACGAAGAAAUAGUCUUGUGAUUACACCGCUUAGUGAUGACAAAGUC
Molecule: messenger RNA, 723 nt
Organism: Micromonas pusilla CCMP1545
Lineage: Eukaryota; Viridiplantae; Chlorophyta; Mamiellophyceae; Mamiellales; Mamiellaceae
Product: component of splicing factor SF3B
Exons: 3
Coding region: 91-423 (110 amino acids)
Biological process (GO): mRNA splicing, via spliceosome
Cellular component (GO): catalytic step 2 spliceosome; U2 snRNP; U12-type spliceosomal complex
Source: RefSeq, a predicted model, not a curated record